This is a messenger RNA of Capsicum annuum, 2403 nucleotides long. Its product is annotated as serine/threonine-protein kinase PBL27. The transcript is spliced from 5 exons. Lineage: Eukaryota; Viridiplantae; Streptophyta; Magnoliopsida; Solanales; Solanaceae. The record is from RefSeq and is a predicted model, not a curated record. Bases 394 to 1926 code for a protein of 510 amino acids. Gene Ontology annotation, biological process: protein phosphorylation. Gene Ontology annotation, molecular function: ATP binding; protein kinase activity.
UUUUUGUUUAUUUUUACCGUAACCCCUCACUAAAAUUAAUUUUAUUUCCUUAUAUAUUCACACAUAAAAUAAUAUAUAUAUAUAUAUAACCAUAACAUAAAAUCCAAUAUUUUUAUAAUAAAAGCAAAAGAUUUUGCCUUUGUCUCUGCUUUUCUUUAACCAUCAAUUUUCUUGGAUUUGUUGAUCUACUUUGUCUGAUGAAAUUGGAAGUUUUUUGAUCUUUGUUGUUGAGCUUCAUUUUGGGGCACUGAUGAGUGGCUCAUGGCUGAAGAAUAUCUACUGGAAAAUUCUAGUGAAGUGGUGAAGGCAUAAAGAAGUACAAAUCUUGAUUAUAUGUAAAAUUUUGUGAAGUUGGUAUUUUUUUGGGUUUUGUUUGAUUUUUGUGGAUUUGAUAUGGGUGGGUGUUUUCCUUGCUUUGGAUCAUCAAACAAGGAAACUGGAAAACAAGUGGUAAAAAAAGAGUCUUUUAAGGAUGCUUCUGCUCCUCAGUCUAUCCAUUUGAGUAAAGUUAAUUCAGAUAAAUCAAAGUCUCGUGGAAGUCAUGAUCCUAAGAAAGAUCCAGCCAUUCCAAAAGAUGGACCAACAGCACAUAUUGCUGCGCAGACAUUCACAUUUCGUGAGCUUGCUGCUGCAACGAAGAAUUUUAGGCCAGAGUGUUUGCUUGGUGAAGGUGGGUUUGGACGUGUUUACAAAGGUCGGCUGGAAAGCACCGGACAGGUGGUUGCUGUUAAACAGCUUGACCGCAAUGGUCUUCAAGGAAAUAGGGAGUUUCUGGUGGAGGUUCUGAUGCUUAGCUUACUACAUCAUCCAAAUCUCGUCAACCUGAUUGGUUAUUGUGCAGAUGGGGACCAACGCCUCCUUGUUUACGAGUUUAUGCCAUUGGGUUCCUUAGAGGAUCAUUUACAUGAUCUUCCACCUGAUAAAGGACCAUUAGACUGGAAUACAAGGAUGAAGAUUGCAGCUGGUGCAGCGAAGGGUUUAGAGUAUCUGCAUGACAAAGCCAACCCUCCCGUAAUAUAUAGAGACUUAAAAUCUUCCAACAUACUUCUUGAUGAAGGAUAUCACCCUAAAUUAUCAGAUUUUGGGCUUGCUAAAUUGGGCCCUGUUGGCGACAAGACUCAUGUGUCUACACGUGUGAUGGGCACAUAUGGUUAUUGUGCUCCUGAAUAUGCAAUGACAGGUCAACUCACAUUGAAAUCUGAUGUGUACAGUUUUGGGGUUGUCUUCCUUGAGCUGAUUACAGGCCGCAAAGCAAUUGAUAACACUCGGAGUCAUGGGGAGCAUAAUCUUGUUGCCUCGGCUCGACCACUUUUCAAGGAUAGGAGGAAGUUCCCGAAAAUGGCAGAUCCACUAUUGCAAGGCCGUUACCCAAUGCGAGGACUUUACCAAGCACUGGCUGUGGCAGCAAUGUGCUUGCAAGAACAAGCAUCUACUAGACCUUUAAUAGGGGAUGUUGUGACAGCUUUAACAUAUUUAGCCUCUCAAACUUAUGACCCUAAUGCAGCAGGUGCACAAAGUAACCGCGUUGGUUCAUCCACUCCAAGGAGCAGGGAGGAUAGACUGCACUCUGUUGAUGGAGUAGAUAGCCCUGAACAUUGCAGUGCUCACCAUGGUUCUCCUUCCAUCCAGAGGAAUUCUCCUGAUUCCAGGAAAAGAGAUUAUGCCAGGGAUUUCAAUACUGGGAUAGAGUUGAGGAAAAUUGCAACUAGUGGUGGAUCUAGUCGUAAGUGGGGUUUGGAUGAAUCAGAACGUCCUGAUUCUCAAAGAAACAGCCCUGUCAGUGCAGGUAGAACUAGAGAAACCCCAAGGAAUCGAGAUUUAGACAGGGAACGUGCAGUUGCUGAAGCAAAGGUAUGGGGCGAAAAUUGGAGAGACAAAAAGAAGACAAAUGGAAGGGGCAGUAGUUUUGAUGGGAUAAAUGAUUGAUUUAUGCAAUAUAUAUGUCUCAAGGAUUUUUAGGAAUAUAGGUGGUGAUCUUCAUGAUGCAAAUACGUGAUACUGCAAUUGCAUAAUCCUUGAGUUCUUGGUUUUCCAUCCUCACCUUGGAAGUAAGAGUCCUGUCCUACUUUCGGUGUUUGCUCAUUGAGGGUAAUUCAUUCUUGUUCAAUGUAAAUUAGAUGUUUCAGCUGUUGUGGUCGAAAUGAGAGGGAAACUAGCCUGAUGGUGCAAUCUGGGGCUAGAGUUGGGGAACAUGUUAAUCUUAUGUAUUACGGGGUUUCUAGAGUUUAUGGUACAGAAGAAGUGGGGAACAUAUCUAACUUUCGCUUCUUAUGUGGUCUUUGUAUGGAGCGGACGUCCCUUGUAAAAUUCCAUUGUUGCACCUUGUAUUCUGUUGUAGUUCCCAUCUGUAAGGAUUUCCGAGUCUCGCGUCUUGGCUUUUAUAGAAAAGGGGUUUGAGUAUCA